Molecule: messenger RNA, 399 nt
Organism: Mesocestoides corti
Lineage: Eukaryota; Metazoa; Platyhelminthes; Cestoda; Cyclophyllidea; Mesocestoididae
Source: the annotation of a GenBank genome assembly
AUGCAGGGUGACAGAAUCGUUUUAAAUGUGAUGGUGUUUUCCAACGACGGAAGACAUCAAAGCAGAACUAGCCAAACCUCAGAAGUUACGAUGGUUUAUCCUGUUGGACCCGUUGAACGCGUCGGCGUCAAUACCUCAUCAACCAACCUAGUCAAAGCUUCCAUCACCAUCAUGGCACAAACACAGGCUACCAUCGACGUCACCAACACAGAGCUUUCGCGUGGCCGGUACCAGACGUGUUCUCACACGCUCACAUCGUACGCACUCAUGCACGCAUGCACGCACGCACAGCAGCCCCGUACUUGCAGAGCCAUGAGGAGUGGGGGUGAGUCGAUGUGCAUUUGGUUAGGUGUCGGGGGAGGGGUGGAGGCCAGUGAAUGUCCGACUCCAUUGGUCUGA